AAGUGGUAAUGCCGGCAAUGCUCCAAAAAUUUCUGAUCAGAAUAUUCCCAAGUCCUUACUGCGGAUCAUGCACUUCACUCAAACGCAGAGAGUACCAAAAAAGCCAAAGCUCAAUGAAUUCAAGAUCUUCACAAAAGAAGACCGAAAAUGUUUUGUCAACGAUGUUGCACUGCGGAGUCACCUCCGGCAUCUUCAAAGAACUGCUAUGGAAGAAAAUGAAAGAAUAAAGAAGGCAGAGGACCUGCAAGAGAAGAUAAGUGCAAAGAAAGAAAAAGUGCAGAAAAAAAAAGCUUUGCAGUCACGAAAACCUGUCAACGUGAAAGACUUGUUACAACUUAACAAGCAGUGGCGAAAACAAGAGCGUUCCGAGAAAAAACAAGUCAGAAAGAUUAUUCACUCUAAAAAGAAGAAGAAGACUUUACUUGACGCGGAGGAGGAAGACUUCGCUCAGGACUUGAAGGGAUUCGAAGAGGUCCAGUUCGGGGAGGUGGCGAUGCGGCCGCCCAAGCUUCCUUCCAUUGCCAAAAUUGUCGAGAAAUCCAAGAAAUGGACAAAUGUUAGGAAAACUUCGCAGCACGAGUGAGAUCUGAAACUGGAAUUUCGAGGAGUAAAAGAAAUUCGCGAGUAAAAAAUUCGAGGAGUAAAAAAAACUAUGUUUAAUUACCCUAAUCAAUAUUGUACGUUACAAGCUCCACGUAAGUUCUUACUGAAGCAACGCGAAAUUAACUGCCAGUUUUGGCAAGACCUCAACGAUGUUGUUGCCAAGCUAACUGUUAAUGUUGCAACUAUGCUAAGAAUACGUAUUAGUGUCGAUCAACACGAAAUUUUCGGUUUCUUAUUAGAAUAUGGUAACUGCUGCCAUCAAUCAUGUUAGUUGAGUAAGCUCGUGCAAAAAAAUGUGCGUUUUGGAAUGUGAUAUUAAGGCAGGAAAAAUAAUGCGCGAGAGAAGA
Messenger RNA from Hyalella azteca, 950 nucleotides. RefSeq lists its product as uncharacterized. The record is from RefSeq and is a predicted model, not a curated record. NCBI's taxonomy places the organism in Eukaryota, Metazoa, Arthropoda, Malacostraca, Amphipoda, Hyalellidae.